Messenger RNA from Balearica regulorum gibbericeps (East African grey crowned-crane), 758 nucleotides. The record is from RefSeq and is a predicted model, not a curated record. NCBI's taxonomy places the organism in Eukaryota, Metazoa, Chordata, Aves, Gruiformes, Gruidae.
GUGGAAGUGUCAGUCCGAAGUCCAGUUGCCUGCUGGUUUAGUGCUAUGCUUUAUUGCUUUGGUGGUUCAGUUUUGUCUUCGUUGAUGCUUGCAGAACCUCCAGUAGCAUUUCUUGCAAAGGGCACAAAUAUUCUACUGGCAUCUACAGUCUGGUAUCUUAUAUUUUACUGCCCGCAAGACAUAUUCUACCAGUGCUUUGCCUUUCUGCCACUUCGGCUUCUGGUUGCAGGAAUGAAAGAAGUAACUAGGACUUGGAAGAUAACAGCUGGGAUUGCACAUGCAGACAGUCACUUCAAAGACGCCUGGCUUGUCAUGGUAGCUGUGGGCUGGGCCAGAGGAGCUGGUGGUGGCCUAAUUUCCAACUUUGAGCAGCUGGUGAGAGGAGUGUGGAAACCUGAAACCAAUGAACUACUGAAGAUGUCCUACCCUGUGAAAGUAACUUUGAUAGGAGCAGUUCUUUUCACCCUGCAACACAGCCAGUACUUGCCAAUAGCAAGACACAACCUCAUGUUUUUAUACACGGUCUUUCUUGUUGUCUCCAAGGUAACAAUGAUGUUGACAAGAUCUGCAACUUCUCCAUUUGCUCCCUUUGAGGCUGCAUUAGGCCAUAUGUUCUUUGGCUUGCAAAAGACACCAUCCAAAGUGAAGGGUGAAGGUGCUGCCUCUUCCAAUGGCUCUUCAGUCUGUGACCAGUCUUCUGAACAACACUGUGAUGGUGUUAAGAAAAGACAGACAAAGAAAACAGAAUAAGUGGCUUA